CAGUAUUCCAUCAUGGACCACACAGGAUAGAUGGCCUAAGUUCCUACUUCAUUGUGGUUGGAAGUCAGUUCAGCUGAGCUAAAUAGGUCGAUGCUCAUUUCAAAUUACUUCACUUGCCAUAGUUGCUUCUUAAACCCGGAAUGCUUAUCUUGCUUUAACUUGCACUAUACGAUCUCCAAACAUUUAGUUUCCCUCUUCAUAUUUUAUCCCUUUUCUUCUUUGGCACCUUCUCCAACUCAAAAGUUCUUUUUUACCUUUUUCUGUUUACGUUACAUGCCCUUACUUUCUGCUCACUUCCGAUGUUCCUUAGUGCUUCUGCUUUCUUUCGUCUCAUUGUUUCACUCUCUCUGUCUCUGCUAUCUCGUCCCAUGUGUUGAUCAUUCUGUUUUCUGAUGGUUUCCGCCUCCUUGUUGACAUUCUGGAGAGCUCAGACAGAUGUUAUGUUUUGAAGGAAAUCUAAGACACAGCUUCAGCCUCUGCAAUCUGGACUCUGACUCAGAAAUCAGGAAAUGGAGCCAGUAGAGAUGAGAAGGAGUUGCAAAGUAUUCUGAACAAGCACUCAUACCGGAGGAAGAAGCAAAGAUUUUUUUUUGCUGUGUUGAGUAUUCAGAUUGAGGUGGUUGAACAUGAAUCUCCCUUUUACUUUCUUCCUCAUCAUUGAAGUUUGUGCAUUCCCAAUGUGUGUGGAUGGAUUCAUAAGUAGGCACCCAUAUGCUCAUCUGCCCGGACAUCAACAAAGGGAAGAAGACACCUAUGCAAGUCCAUACAGACCGAAGCAUGACUUCGCUCAAACAGAUGCAAAUCAGCCACUGAGCAAGGCAGCGGAAGCCAGCACUGGCCACUGCGUCCAGUGUUGUGAUCGUAUCGACUCUUCCACACACCGCAGGCAUCGUUACCGUUACCUUAAUGGCGAACCGCUGAAGUUUGAAGUAGUUCCUCAGAUCAACCUUACUAUUCUCAAAGGUGAUAAGGGUGAAAGAGGGGUGCGAGGUAGUUAUGGAAAGAAUGGAAGAACUGGAAUUCCCGGACCGCCAGGGCCAGCGGGUUUAAAGGGUGCAAAGGGAAAUGCAGGGAAGUUUGGAGAUCCUUGCAAAUUAUACUAUGCUGCUUUCUCAGUGGGCCGAAAGAAGGAACUACACAGUAAUAAUUACUAUCAGAUAUUGGUGUUUGAUACUGUCUAUGUCAAUCUGUAUGAUCAGUUUAAUAUGUUCACUGGGAAGUUUUAUUGCUCCAUCCCAGGUGUUUAUCACUUUAGCCUAAAUGUACACACCUGGAAUCAGAAAGAAACCUACAUGCACAUCAUGAAAAAUGACGAGGAGGUUGUUAUCCUGUAUGCACAACCCAGUGAUCGCAGCAUCAUGCAAAGUCAAAGUGUUAUGAUAGAUCUGGAACACGAUGAUGAAGUCUGGGUUCGCUUGUUCAAAGGAGAUCGAGAGAAUGCCAUUUUCAGUGAUGGGUUUGAUACCUAUAUCACCUUUAAUGGUUUCCUGAUAAAAGCAAGCAGUGAGAACUAACAGGACGUCUGAUGGACAGUUACAAAAAAACAUAAAAACUACAGGUAUCUGCUUUAAAAGAUUAAAAAAAAUCUUUUUUCUUGAUUUGCAAUGAGUAAAAUCAUCUUGGUUAUUUUGUAAACACUGUUUAAUCUCAAUGUUUAAUAGCAUUCAGCUAUCCUCGCUAAAGUAAUAUUGUUUGUUCUUAUCUGAUUUGUUUCCCCAUAUUUUCCUUCAAGAAGUUCCAUGCCUUCCAUUUAAUGUCACAAACACUCACUUUCCUAUAUCUGAUAUUAUGUGUUUUAAGAUAAGUGCUGUGAUAUUCCACUGCAUUCACUCAAUCAAUCUGCUUUCAUAAAAUGUGCUUGUACAAUUGGCAUUGCACUGCCAAGGUGUGAAACAGGUUUUGAAGUUGUAAACUAUAGUUCAGAAAUGUCUGAGUUAUAUUGCAGAAGAAUUUGAGACAAGAUAUCAAAAAUUACAGAAAAGCCUCCACUCUGUGGUUAUCUGGAAGGGAAAAAUUUCAGCUGGCUGCCUGGACAUGGACUAAAUAGUUUUCAGAGUAGGAGCACAGCAUUUUACUCUCGCUAUGAAAUUCAGUUCUACUGAAAUUAAUGAUGUUGGAAGUAGAACAGAACAUGAAGCUAAGAUGAGCAAUCUGUUUUUGUCUAAGGCACAUGCAGUUUAAUUAGGUUGAUUUCUUUUCUAUUUGUCUGUUUUUCUAUAAGUUCAGCUUUUGUUUAAGAAAAAUGUUUGGGUCAUAGAGUCAUAAAGUAAUACACAAAGGAUACAUACCAACUGUGGCUCCCACCAAGCUAGUACCAAAUCCCUGCAUUCGGCACAAAUCUCUCUAAGUCAUAUUCCUCAUUAUACGCAUCUAAAGGUGCUUCUUGAAUGAUACUAUUCUGCUCCCUCAACCACUCCACUGGCACUUGUUCCAUAUACUCACCACCCUCUGUGUGAAAUAGUUCCCAUCAGAUCCCUUUUAAUUCUUUCCCACCUCACCCUAAAUCUAUACCCUCUGAUUUUAGUUUCCCUACCCUGGGGAAAAGGCUGUCACUAUCUAUGCCUCUCAUAAUUCUGAACAUUCCCAUAACAUAACAUUCUGAACAUGCCUCUCAUUCUCCAUGAGAUCUGUUGUGACUAUUCAAUUAUUUUGACCCAUAGAUCUGCACUUGUGCAACAGUAACAAAUGAGCCCAUGCUUUAAAAAUUACUUUAUCUGAGAGGUAGGGAUAAAGCUAUGAAAUUCAAAGCAAUGACAAACAAUGGCAUUCCAUAGCCCAUUGAUCGUUUAAGAGAGCAGGGAGAUUUUAGCUCCCAGACCCUCAUCGACUGUCAGUGACCUGGCUGUGUCGGCUAAAAGCAAAGAGAAAUAAAAACAGAAAACACAGGGGAUACUCAACAGAUCAAGCAACAUCUGCAGUGAUGCACAGUAGAUCUUAGCACUGGGAUCUGCUAAGUAUUUCUAGCACUUCAUGUUUUUACUUCAGACUUCUUAUCACCUGCAGUUUUAAAAAUUUCAAUUAGCCAAGGGAACAUAAUGGAGUUAAGUGUUAUUAUGAGUUGCUGUCCAUUUUACGGAAUUCAUGCAGGUAGUUAUUUUGUGCAACCUUGCUAACUAUUUACAUUCUUCUCCUGCCUUUCUUAAUUGAAUUCUUCCUUAGUGAGAAUGUCUGCCGCUUUAGAAUUAAAGGCAGAUGUCUCCAAUACUCCUCAGCUGGUCAGACUGGAUCUGUAGAAAGGGAAACAGAAUUAAAGUUUCAAGUUGAGGGCCUUUUGUCAGGACUGGGAAUGUGAGAAAACACUUCAGUUUUUACAAUGAAGAGACACCAUCACCAUUCUUUUGUCAUAUCCAUCCUCUCCAUGUUACUCGCAACUUUAAAACUAACUAGUUUUCUCAAUUUCAUCAACCUGAAACCUUGACUCUGUUUUUCUCUUUCUGCAGAAGCUGCCUGACCUGUUGAGUGUCUCCAGCAUUUUCUAUUUUUCUUUCUCCUUCAGUUUUGUUUUGAUUUUUGUUUUCAGUUUUAUAAGUUGCAUGAGGGAUUUAUGAAUGGGGAGGUGCUAUUUCUAAACCUUCUGACUUUUGGUCAAACUUACUGGCAUUUUAUUACAGCAAUAAUAAAGGAGCAAUAUUUGGACAAACCAGCUAAUAUACUUUUAUCAUAAUAUGUGAAAUAGUCAAUUCAUAGAAAUAGUGGUUGAUGAAAUGGGAGUGUGUCCUAUUGAAUAUUAAAUAUCAGUUCUUGUAGAAUCACCUGGUAGUACUGAAAAUUGCUUCAAAUUUCAUAGCUCCAACUUUAAUCAAAGUUUGAAAUAAUCUUGACAUCUGCUUUGACAUGUUAACUUUUUAAAAUGCUUCACUGAUGUGAUUCAUAGAAAAACAAAAGUAAUUAUCACAGAAGUUAUAAAAUCAUAUUUGUGUAUUGCUGAUUUAAUGAUAUAUUUUUGGUUAAAUGCAAUAUGCAUUCAGCAUCCUGACUGUUGUUGCCAUUGUUAAUUUGGAAUUGUUUACACAUAAAAUAAACAACAACAAGAUCAGUGCACAGAAUUUGAUUUUUUUUGUGAAAAUGACAAUAACUUACACCAUUAUAGGGAACAGGCCAUUUUCCAUUUUAAGAAUCUGUUUUAAGCAUUUGCACACCCCUGCGUCACUUAUACCACAGGAUUAGUGACUGACUCUGCUCAAUUUCAACAUUAUCACUUAAUCCCCGUGAUGGAAUAUACCCUCUGCUGCAUCAACAGCACUCAGCUCUCAAUCAGUUCAAGUACAAUCUUGCAAAGGAAAAUGAGUUUUAUCUACCAACGCUACAGAAAAGACUGGAGGAACUCAGCAGGUCUGUGGUAGUCAGGCAGUAUCUGUGGUGAGGAAUACCAUUCCAGGCUGAGAUCCUUCUUCAAGACCUGCAUUUUGUGUGUGUUGCUCUGGAUUUCCAGCAUCUACAGUCUUGUGUUUUAUCUUACAAAACUGUUUGGAAUCCCAUACAUUUCAGAUGGUGCAGUGGCAUCAGCUGGACUUCAGGGUGAGAGGUCCCAAGUUUGAAUCCGGCUGGCUCCCUUGCACGCUCUCUGUGCCUUCUGUGCGUGGGUUGAGUGCUAGCAAGCUAGCAAGUUGAACUCGUAAAACCUGAAGAGGGAUGGGCUCCGCCAGAUUUCA
Hypanus sabinus (Atlantic stingray) is the source of this 4652-nucleotide messenger RNA. RefSeq names its product C1q and TNF related 1 (gene c1qtnf1). Gene Ontology annotation, molecular function: protein binding. The coding region runs from base 627 to 1514 and encodes 295 amino acids. The transcript has 3 exons. NCBI's taxonomy places the organism in Eukaryota, Metazoa, Chordata, Chondrichthyes, Myliobatiformes, Dasyatidae. The record is from RefSeq and is a predicted model, not a curated record.